Amphibalanus amphitrite is the source of this 2801-nucleotide messenger RNA. RefSeq names its product protein SPT2 homolog. NCBI's taxonomy places the organism in Eukaryota, Metazoa, Arthropoda, Thecostraca, Balanomorpha, Balanidae. The record is from RefSeq and is a predicted model, not a curated record. The transcript is spliced from 4 exons. Gene Ontology annotation, molecular function: metal ion binding. The coding region runs from base 260 to 2281 and encodes 673 amino acids.
UGUUUGAGAUGACACCACCUAUCAGCUCGGUGAUAGCGUCACGGUCAGAGCACGGGUUAGCUGGCCGACCGGAGGUCGAGGGCACGGCAUUCACCGGGCAGAGGUGACACCGAGAGACUUCUCCACCGGGCCAACCGCUAACCCCAACCGGCUGACCGGUCAGACUAAGGUUACCUGAGAUGGAACCAAUUUAAUUCGGCACUGUCAGUGGAGUACAACUAGCCAUCGUCCAUUCAUCACUGAACACCUCAACACUGGGAUGACUAAGCGUGGGAAAAGUUCCAAUAGCAGGCCACGAAAAUCCACCGCUUCGAAACAGCCACAAGAAAGCAUGGCAGCCACAGCUGCUACAGUUGCCGCCAACCUUAUUCCCGCGGUAGUACAGGUAGCAAAAGAUUGGUACGACUCUAAGAAAGAGAAAAAUGAAAAAGAAAAUGAAGCCAAGGAGAAGGAAGAACACGAAAAACGUGAAGAAGAAAUGAAGCAAAAACAGAAGCAACAUGAGGAGGAGGAGAUGAAACAAACACUAGAAAGAGAGAGAAAGGCACGAGAAGACUCUGAGAGGAAAUUUCAACAAAUGCAAGAGAUGGUCAUGAGAAUGGCGUCAGCUAACCAAGAAGCACAUGCAAAAUCCCAAGAGACGAUGCGUAGGAUGCAAGAAGAACUUGAAAGGGAACGUCGGGCUCACAGAGAAGAGACCCAAAAGAAUCAGUUAAAAAUGCAGGAGCAAGUAAAUGAACACACUAAGGGAAAAAUGGCAGGGGCAGCCGCAGAGGGUGCAACGAGGGCGGGCGGUGCGAUUCACACAGGAGCGGUCAGCAGUCAGACGGGGGCGGCCAGCAGUCAGAGGGGGGCGGCCAGCAGUCAGACGGGGGCGGUCAGCAGUCAGACAGGGGCGGUCGGCAGUCAGACAGGGGCGGCCAGCAGUCAGACAGGAGCGGUCAGCAGUCAGACGGGGGCGGUAAGCAGCCAGACAGAGGCGGCCAGUAGUCAGACAGCGGCGGUCAGCGGUCAGACAGGGCCGGUCACCAGUCAGACAGCGGCGGUCAGAAGUCACACAGGGUCGGUCAGCGGUCAGACAGCGGCGGUCAGCAGUCAGACAGCGGCGGUCAGCGGCCAGACAGGGCCGGUCAGCGGUCAGACAGGGGCGGCCAGCAGUCAGACAGGGGCGGUCGGCAGUCAGAUGGGAGCGGUCGGCAGUCAGACGGGAGCGGCCAGCAGUCAGACAGGGGCGGUCGGCAGUCAGACAGGGUCGGCCAGCAGUCAGAUGGGAGCGGUCGGCAGUCAGACGGGAGCGGCCAGAAGUCAGACAGGGGCGGUCGGCAGUCAGACAGGGUCGGCCAGCAGUCAGAUGGGAGCGGUCGGCAGUCAGACGGGAGCGGCCAGCAGUCAGACAGGGGCGGUCGGCAGUCAGACAGGGUCGGCCAGCAGUCAGAUGGGAGCGGUCGGCAGUCAGACGGGAGCGGCCAGAAGUCAGAUGGGAGCGGUCGGCAGUCAGACGGGGGCGGCCAGCAGUCAGACAGGGGCGGUCGGCAGUCAGACAGGGUCGGCCAGCAGUCACACAGCGGCUGUCAGCGGCCAGACAGCGGCGGUCAGCGGUCAGACAGGGUCGGCCAGCGGGGGUCAGAUCGCACCCUCCACCGGAGCAGCGCGGACCGCUGGAGAGCGGGCGGCGGCUCGUGAGCCGGCCCCUGCGGAGUCCGUUCGGCAGGCCGCCGCCCCCCUGCCGGCGCUCUGUCAACAGUACUGGACCAGAAACGGCUGCAAGAAGGAGGCGUGCGGCCAGGUGCACCUCUGCAAACUGUUCCUGGCCGGAAUCUGCAAAUUUGGACACAGAUGCCGCAACGAGCACACGCUCAAGUCCGAACAUAACAAGGCUGCGUGCAUUGAAGAGACAUCCCGGAACGAUGCGCAGCUUAUAGCGGAGCUGCGACGCCGUUUUGCCGAGGAGGGCUGCGCCAACCAGAAGUUCUAUCACUCCCAUAUCGAGAUAUGUCGCAAUCAGGCCGAAUCCUGUCGAAUGAACAGCUGCAUCCGUGUCCAUAUCUGCCGAGACUAUGUCACAGGAACCUGCUCACAUCCAGAGAGCUGCCGAUUCAGCCACGUGCUGCGGUCUCCACACAACAACAACGUUCUGGGGCUCUACAAGGCAGUGGACAUGAGCGACCGAGCCCUCCUGAACCUGCUGUAUGCCAGGGUCACCCAAGGGGGCGCCAAGAGCUCCAAGAAAGGAGGACCUGCCGCAAAGAAAGUCGGACCUGCCACAAAGAAGGAUGGAUAAUAAUAUCAAUAUGUCAAAAAAGGCGCCUUCGCAGCCGAACGAUGAAUCCUCCGCUUUAAAAAGUGGAGUAUUCACGGAAAGCGAUCAUCCUGUCAUCGAUAUGGCGUCUCGUACUCGUAAGCAUCAAUUCGAAUUUCGAAGUCCAGCCCCAAAUGAUCCGUAUCAGUCGAAGGGCCUCCGAUCCGGCCACCAGAUUGUCUGCCCUGUCAUUUCAACCGCUGGGAAACAGGAUCCGUCGUUAGUAUUGACCUUUGACCUGUAGGUGUACAGUGACUGGAGCAUGUGAGUCGUGAGGUCAGCCCCGAGACCCGAGCAAUCGCCGAAACUGACAGAGAUAAGCUGAUCGAUAGUGUUGGAUGUAGCUGGGUUUAGAGCAGACUUAUGUUUUCGAGAGACGAGCUAUUACAAUGCAUUAAAUAUCUAUGCCGUAUGUACUCAUCUGUGGUGCUUUUACUGUGCAUGAUAACCGUAUCAAGUGUCGCGUGUAAGUAUGGAGUUAAAUAAAGCCAAUAAAUGAAUC